AUGGCUUCGCAAUUCUUCUCCCUCGAGGGCCAGACCGCUCUCGUCACCGGUGGCACGCGCGGAAUCGGCGCCGCCGUGGCAGUGGGCCUCGCUGAGGCCGGCGCCGAUAUCCUCCUCGUACAGCGCGACGAAUCAAGCACCUCGACCAAGGAGGCCGUCGAAAAGCUCGGCCGCAAGGCCCAGAUAUACACGGCCGACCUUGGCUCUCAGGAGAGCGUGGCAGCUCUUGUUCCCAAGGUCCUCAAGGAUGGUCACCAGAUCCGCAUUCUCGUCAACUGCGCCGGCAUCCAGAAGCGUCACCCAUGCGAGAAAUUCCCCGAUGACGACUUUAAUGCUGUCAUCCAGGUUAAUCUUAACUCCGUCUUCACCCUCACACGUGAUGUUGGCGCGCACAUGCUCAAUCUUGAGCCGCACCCCGUCACCGGCCGCAAGGGCAGCAUCAUCAACUACGCCUCGCUGCUGACCUUUCAGGGCGGAUUUACGGUCCCGGCCUAUGCCGCCUCCAAGGGUGCUGUCGGACAGCUAACCAAGAGCUUCGCCAACGAGUGGACCUCCAAGGGCAUCACCGUAAAUGCCAUCGCGCCUGGUUAUAUAGAGACCGAAAUGAACACGGCGCUGCUCAACGACAAGGAACGUCUCGCGAGCAUCAGUGCACGCAUCCCCGCCGGCCGUUGGGGCACACCCGAAGAUUUCAAGGGUACUUCGGUAUACCUGGCCAGCAAGGCCAGCGGCUACGUGAGUGGGCACAUCUUGGUUGUCGACGGUGGUUGGAUGGGCCGGUAG
This is a messenger RNA of Colletotrichum graminicola M1.001, 783 nucleotides long. Its product is annotated as 2-deoxy-D-gluconate 3-dehydrogenase. Gene Ontology annotation, molecular function: oxidoreductase activity, acting on the CH-OH group of donors, NAD or NADP as acceptor. The coding region runs from base 1 to 783 and encodes 260 amino acids. The record is from RefSeq and is a predicted model, not a curated record. The transcript is spliced from 2 exons. Lineage: Eukaryota; Fungi; Ascomycota; Sordariomycetes; Glomerellales; Glomerellaceae.